This is a messenger RNA of Spodoptera exigua (beet armyworm), 1355 nucleotides long. The record is from the annotation of a GenBank genome assembly. NCBI's taxonomy places the organism in Eukaryota, Metazoa, Arthropoda, Insecta, Lepidoptera, Noctuidae.
CUCAAUUAGAUUAUCGCUCAGUAAAUAUUUGGCCAAAAUAUUGAUCAAGGCUUUUCGACUAUUGUUUGAUUUAUUUUCGUAUAAAAAGUGGGUCGAAUGAGGUAGGAACAUCAUUCGAAGAACCAGUUCUUUAGAUCUCACACAACAUGAAGGUCAUCGUUGCUAUCAUUUUCGCCAUCGGCUCCGUGUCAGCUUUGGGCUCUGGACCCUACCUACCCAGUGGAUGGAGGCCUUCUGGUCCCAGCUUCUACCUGCCUUCUGAAGUUGCGAAACCAGCAGACAGUCCCGUAAAAGAAAACCUUCUCCAAGAGACGGAAGCCUCCGGUUCAGAUGCUCUCAGGGAGUAUGGACCCCCAAAAGUGGAAGCUGUUGUCCAGUACAGCGUGAACCAAGGUCUUCCUGAUGAGUCCACCCAACAGACCUUCUUUGUACAAUCUCUGGCUACCCAGGAACUGCAGGCUGGUGCUGGUGAAACUGUAGCCGUAGAAGCUAACACAGAAUCCGCUGCUAUCGUGGAAGAAGUAGCAUCAACUGCUGAAGCUGUAGCCGAGAAAAUUGAACAAGCUGAGAUCAUUUCCGAAGUCCAGCCUACUCUGGAAGCCGUAGCUGAAGUCGUUGAGCAAACUGAAACUGCGCAGGCUGUGGAAGCUACAGAAGCAGCUCUUGCAGAAAUUGUGGAGCCUACUGCCGCUAUCCAAGAAGAGGUUGUAGCUGAAGAGGUUGUGCCUACCGUAGUCGUUGAAGAGGCUGUUUCUCCUGCUGUUGUUGAAGAAUUGGUCGUUGAGAAAGUUGCUGAAGGUGUGAACAACAUUGCUGAAGCUAUUGUCAAGCUGGAGAGUGAGGUUAAGGCUGCUGAGGCUGUUGAAUCUGCUGUAGAAAUCAAACAGGAGGUUUCAGGAUCCUUGCAACAGGCCCCUGAAGGUUUCCUCGAAUACGGACCCCCUGGCUUCAGGGAAUAUGGACCCCCCAAAUCUGCUGCAGUUGAGGUUGCCCCCGAGAACAACGAAGUCAGGAGGAGGCGUUUCUCUCCCAAAUUCAAGUCUCACAAGAAGCACUAAGGAUGAAAAACUGACAAAUGAGUAGACCAAUGGCGGCGCGCAACAAAGGAUUUUGAGGAACACUUCUUAUUUAAAAAAGCAAAUUAAAAAAACACUUUCGCUACUAAAGUUUUGACAGCUGCCCGCCAUCUUAGAUUUGAAAUUGGCGGGAAAAUGUUUGAGGUUAUAAACCUUUUUCAUAUUAAUGUAAGCUUUAAUAGCAAAAGGUAUUAAAAUAAUAUGUUUAUGUAUGUAAAUAAUUGCAUGAUAUAAAAAUAAUUGUAUGUGAUAAUUAAUGAAAUAAAUGAAUUUUAAUUG